GGGUGCUUCCUAGGGCAGAGCGGUUUUGAAUGCGCGUCCCGCUCCGCGGGCAGGUGCGGCCUGCCGGCUUGCCGCUACGUGUCUGGGGCUGGGGGAGUGGGGACUACUGCCUCUCAGGUCCCUUCGCAGGCGACCUCCGAAACCUCAUUCCAAGCCUCCUAGAAGAAAAUGAACUAAAAUAGGGAAAAGUUGCUAACCCUUGUUGAGGACCAGGCUCUUUCACCUAGGAGGAUCGUUUGAUCUGCAGUUCAACCGUGAGAGAGGCAUUGGCUCCCUGUUUACCGAGGAAGAAACUGAAGUUCAGACAGGUGAAGUCAUUUGCCACAGGUCAUGCAGCUGGAAAGUGACCGAUCCGGAUUCAAAAUACCAUUGUCUGGUUUGAAUCAGGAAUGAAGUCUUCUGAAAGCUAAGAGCAGAAGCCUUUUUGGUCAACAUGGAGGACAAAAGACGGCGAGCCCGAGUGCAGGGAGCCUGGGCUGGCUCUGUGAAGAGCCAGGUUGUUGCUCAGCCAGCUACCAGUGCUAAGAGCCUUCUCCACCAGAGGCCUGGUCACUCCUGGACAAAUAAGGAGCAUCAUCUGUCAGACAAACAGUUUGUGUUCAAAGAACCCCAGCAGGUAGUACGCAGAGCCCCAGAACCACGAGUGAUCGACAAAGAGGGUGUAUAUGAAAUCAGCUUGUCACCUACAGGCAUAUCUAGGGUGUGUUUGUAUCCUGGCUUUGUUGACUUAAAAGAAGCCGACCGUGUAUUAGAACAGCUCUUUCGGGAUAUUCCCUGGAAGCAGAGGACCGGCAUCCGGGGUGAUGUAACUUACCAGCAGCCAAGACUCACAGCAUGGUAUGGAGAACUUCCUUACACUUAUUCAAGAAUCACUAUGGAACCAAAUCCUCACUGGCAUCCAGUGCUGCGCACACUAAAGAACCAAAUUGAACAGAACACUGGCCACACUUUCAACUCCUUGCUGUGCAAUCUUUACCGGAAUGAGAAGGACAGCGUGGACUGGCAUAGUGAUGACGAACCCUCGCUAGGGAGGCACCCCAUCAUUGCUUCACUCAGUUUUGGUGCCACACGUACUUUUGAGAUGAGAAAGAAGCCCCCACCACACCGUGUGCCCAGAGAGUACCACUCUAGAGACCCGAGAAUCAACCUGACCUUCCGGACAGUCUGUCCAGACCCUCACGGGGCGCAGCGCUGAUGCGGAGUGUUUGAGAGGGAUGCGGGGCUGAGACUGAGCAAACCUCCCGCCAUAAAGCAACUUCAAGAGGCGGGUCCAGCCGCUCUCGUGUUGUGGCUGCUUGGAAUACAAAGGUGAAAUCGUCUUCGCAGCCGUCCACGUUCAUAACAUGCUUACUGUGGGAGCAGCAAUCCCUAAUCUCAUCUCGAAAUCACGUAUUUUCUUUAGGUUAAAUAAAAACUGCUUUGGCUCUGUUCACGGA
This is a messenger RNA of Pteropus alecto (black flying fox), 1436 nucleotides long. It is a transcript of the gene ALKBH3, whose product is annotated as alkB homolog 3, alpha-ketoglutaratedependent dioxygenase. Bases 434 to 1195 code for a protein of 253 amino acids. Gene Ontology annotation, biological process: DNA alkylation repair; DNA repair. The record is from RefSeq and is a predicted model, not a curated record. Gene Ontology annotation, molecular function: dioxygenase activity. Gene Ontology annotation, cellular component: nucleus. NCBI's taxonomy places the organism in Eukaryota, Metazoa, Chordata, Mammalia, Chiroptera, Pteropodidae. The transcript has 9 exons.